GUGUGUGUGUGUGUGUCGAGGCAGAGCUGGAGCUGGUGGCUGUUUCAAUCAAAAGGGGGACUCAGAGAGGGAAGGGAGUGCUGCUCUGCGGACGGAGAGAUGUAAGAUGGCAGAGCUACAAAUGUUGUUAGAGGAAGAGAUCCCAGCUGGAAAAAGAGCGCUUGUGGAGAGUUACCAAAACCUCACCAGAGUAGCAGACUACUGCGAGACCAAUUAUGUCCAGGCCCAGGACAAGAGGAAAGCUCUGGAGGAGACCAAAGCCUACACCACCCAGUCCCUGGCCAGCGUGGCCUACCAGAUCAAUGCCUUAGCCAACAAUGUACUGCAGCUGCUGGACAUCCAGGCCUCGCAGCUGCGGCGCAUGGAGUCCUCCAUCAACCACAUCUCCCAGACGGUGGACAUCCAUAAAGAGAAGGUGGCCAGGCGAGAAAUCGGGAUCCUGACCACCAACAAGAACACAGCGAGGACUCAUAAGAUCAUAGCACCGGGUAAUAUAGAGCGGCCGGUCAGGUACAUCAGGAAGCCCAUUGACUACAAUGUACUGGACGAUGUGGGCCAUGGUGUGAAGCAACAUGGAAACAAUCAGUCAAUCAGAGGAGGAGGAACACUAUCGAGGACCAAUCCGCCAACGCAGAAACCACCAAGCCCUCCCAUGUCAGGGCGUGGCACGCUCGGACGCAACACGUCCUACAAGACCCUGGAGCCGGUGAAGCCUCCAACGGUGCCCAACGACUACAUGACCAGCCCCGCCCGAAUAGGCAGCCAGCACGGCCAGCAGCACAGCCCCGGGCGCACGGCGUCGCUCAACCAGAGGCAACGCACGCACAGCGGGAGCAGCGGGGGUAGCAGCAGCAGGGAGAACAGCGGCAGUAGCGGUAUUGGCAUUCCCAUCGCCGUGCCUACACCCUCCAUCCCCAACUCUGGACCAGUCCCGUCCAUGUCCGCUCCCCCGGGGGCUCCUCCACCUCCCCCACCCCCUCCUCCUCCUCCUGCUCCUCCUCCUGCUCCACCUCCUCCUCCUAUGGCCGGGUCUGGCCCUCCACCAGCACCGCCACUGCCAGCAGCGGUGGCCCCUGGGCCUGGUCUGGGCCCCGCUCCAAUGUCCCAGUUUGGAACCAUCUCGCGGCAGAUUUCACGGCACAACCCCUCCAACUCCUCUGUCUCUAUGGUUUCGGCCACGGGCACCUACCGCCGGGCACCGUCGGUCACUUCGCAGUUCUCCUUGCAGCAGCAGCAACAACUACAGCAGCAGCAGCAGCAGCUACUACUACAGCAGCAGCAGCAGCAACAGCAGCAACAGCAGCAGCCUCAUAUUAACGGAGGCACUCCUGGCUACAGCCAGAACUCAAUGUCUAUCGCUCCUCCUCCGCCUCCCAUGCCCCAGCUGACUCCACAGAUACCUCUGACUGGCUUUGUGGCCAGGAUGCAGGAGAGCAUUGCAGAUACUCCUACUCCACCUCCCCCUCCACCUCCAGAUGACUUGCCUCUGUUUGACGAUUCUCCUCCCCCUCCGCCACCUCCUCCAGUGGAUUAUGAGGAGGAGGAUGCUGCUGUCGUGCACUAUAAUGACCCCUACGCUGACGGAGAUCCGCAGUGGGCGCCCAAGACUUAUGUUGAGAAAGUGGUGGCCAUCUAUGACUAUUGCCAGGACAAAGACGAUGAGUUGAGCUUCAUGGAGGGGGCGAUCAUCUACGUCAUCAAGAAGAACGACGACGGCUGGUUCGAAGGCGUCUCCAACGGCGUCACCGGCCUCUUCCCCGGCAACUACGUGGAGAGCAUCAUGCACUACGCCGACUGAAGGGACCUCGCAGUAACAAUACAGUGUAUUUAUUCAGUCAUAUCAUAUCCACCCAGAGACCGACGGCAGCAAACCGACUCCCGAGACGCAUUAGACGUAACUGUAUGAUCUCCUUUUGAUAUGACACUCAAUCUUCUUUCCCAUACUGAUUGCAAAUAAAAUGAAAAGUAAUAUCUA
Molecule: messenger RNA, 1975 nt
Organism: Scomber japonicus (chub mackerel)
Lineage: Eukaryota; Metazoa; Chordata; Actinopteri; Scombriformes; Scombridae
Gene: abi1a
Product: abl-interactor 1a
Exons: 11
Coding region: 107-1798 (563 amino acids)
Cellular component (GO): intracellular anatomical structure; lamellipodium
Molecular function (GO): SH3 domain binding
Source: RefSeq, a predicted model, not a curated record